AUGGAUCUCCCUCCGGCCCCGACACCUCCCGUCAAUAGCGGCGGAAUGCCCUCCAACACGGACCGAACGGCGAGUUUGUUGAACCUUCUCAAGUUUAGCAGUGGGUCGGGCAGCUCCAACGCCCAACAUCAGCAUCAGCAUGCGCAACAGUCGCAUCAUCAGCAGCAACAGCAACAUCAGCACCAGUCUCGCGAACCUUCCUACUCGCAGCCCGAGUACUCGUCGCCUCCCACUCGUAUCCUCCAGCCGGCGCCUGCUGGGGCUGAUCCGACAGGCCUGCUCGCCGCCCUGAUGCGAGGCGCCCAUGAUGCCCACGACACUGAUGAUGAGGCUCGACAACCUGCCCCUGCUCCUGCUCCUGCUCCUGCUCCGGUGGGCCAUGAGCCUACACAGCAGACCCAGCCUGCCGUUACAAACCCGUUUGCAAACGGCUCGCCAUCGAACGAUACCAGGUCAUAUUUGCUCGCCUUGCUGAACCGCCCCAAGCCCAGUCAGAAUGACCAGCCCAUGUUGACGGAAACCUCAAGAUCCAAAGGUGCAGCGUCUCAGUCGCCCGAGAUCACCACUGAUUCGAACCGCUUUUUCAACCAGUACCAGCAUCAACAGCCGCAGCCGCAGCCGCAGCCUCAUGCCUACCAGCAACAGGCUCACCACCAGCAUGCUCAACCGCAGUUUCAUCAGCACCAGCCGCCCAACUCUAUGAGAGAAGCCUACCAUCAAGUGUCCAACGAUUCAUCAUAUGCCUACCAGCAGCUUCAGCUCGCAUCACAGGAUCCUCCUGCUGACCCUGCUGACAUGUCUGCUCUGUUCCAGCAGCUGAUGGGGAGCCUCACUCAGUCGUCGCCGCAGUCACACACCUCCCAGCCUGCUUCGCACUUGUCGCAACCGCCUUUUCAAAUCCUCAAAAAAGAACAGUCCUCGCCCGCUGGUUCCCAACCCCGCGCUGGAAGUGAACGCAGCCCUCUUGCAAGCCCUCCAGAUCAGAGUCGCCACGCUACCAACCGCAAAUCGUCUCUCCACGUGCACAAGUCCACCGCGCAGUCGCCCAAGCAGGCCCUUCCGGUCGAGUUUGAGAGCUCAAUCUCCGCAGAGAAGAGCAGGGAGACUGUUGCUGAGGCCGUGAAUGACCUGGCUGACCAGGCUGACAAGGAUGCCCAGGAGGCUCUCGACAGAGCCGAGCACGACCUUGUCCCUGCUGGCUUCGUCGAGGACGAGGGAUCCAAGGAGGCCUCUGGUCAGGAAUGGCCAAGCAAGAUUGCUCACACCGAGAUCGUCAAGUCAGUUGAAGAGCAGAUUGUUCAGAAUAUCAAAAAUGGCCUUGAAAAGAACGAGGUCUACCGCGCUACUGAAAUGUCGUACAUGAACGAUGCAUCUGACUCUGGCAAUGCUACAGGCGAGAAUGUGCGCGGCGUAGCUGAUAGCUGGGAGAGUGCUGAUCUGGAGGAGACCAUUGAGGUGGAAGAGGAAAAGGAGCUACCUCAGGUUCGAGUCUACAAGUUCCCCCAAGAGCCGUGGAAUUCUAUUUGCCUCAAGGAAGAAACAGACGAGAUUCGACCCGAGUUCCGUGACGAGUCCAUCAUGGACAUUGCCCGUCUCAAGAAGGAAUUCGACCAAAUUGACCGCAACCUCUUCACCGCUUCUCAGACGUACAUGACCUAUGGCAUGUCCAAACAGGGCGGUCUACGUGUUAUUCGCCAAGAUGAUGGCAAGGAUUCCAAGGUGUUUACGGACACAAAGGACCGCAUUUUCAAUGUUGCCAUGUCUGUCACCCCUCCCGAGAGCGGAAACGUUCACCGGGAAGCCAUCAUUGGUACUGGCGUCGGCGGUGCUGUCUACUGGGUGCAGAUUAAGGACGGGGAGAAGGAUCACAUUGAGGACCCGCACUUGGAGCAGUAUGGGUUCGCCCUUCCUCCCAUCUCCUCGCAUGACGGUGAUGCCCCGGGUGGCCUCUUGAAGACUCGAGCCCGCGCUUCCACUGCCCACCCCGAAUUUUUCGCCGUCGGGCGUGGCAAAUCCAUCAACUUCAUCUGGCCCGCUUACAUUCUUCAGCAUAAGCUUUUCAAGGCCGGCCACGACCGUGUUGUUGAUACCGAAGCUCUCCUCGCCCAGUGCUCUCUCAAGAUCAACACUGGCAAGGCUGGAAAGGACUUCACAUUCAGCCAGGACGAUUCAGUCGUCGUGUCUCUUGACAAAUCAGGCCGAGUCAAGUUCUGGGAUGUUCGUGCGCUCACCAAAGUCAAGGAAGACUCUGACUACCGUUACCCUCUGCCUGCCGAAUCAUCAUUGGAAGUAAAGGAGCCUCUGAUGACUCUGGCAACCACCCCUGAAGGCGAGAAAGCGUGGCCGACCUCGGUCUUGUUGCUGGAUAGGAAGAAAGCAUAUGAGCAGAGAGGCCCCCUUCGCUACAUGGUGGUUGGUAUGAAGCAGAACCACACUCUUCAAGUCUGGGACCUGGCUCUCGGUAAGGCCGUUCAAGAGUUCAACCUCCCACACAGCAAGGAAUCCGAUGCCGUCUGUAGCGUCAUGUACCACCCUGCCAGUGGCAUGAUUGUUAUUGGCCAUCCCACCCGUAAUUCGGUCUAUUUUGCACACUUUUCGGCUCCUAAGUAUAGCCUUGAGAACGUGUCCCAGGUUGACUACAUUGAGAAACUCCUCCAACCUCUGAAACCCAACGAAGCUUGCUCAAUCCGAAAGCCGAGUAGUACGGCUAUCAUUAGUGGCUUCCGCGAGUAUUCAUUCGCUAAUCGAGGGGUGCUGCGCAGCCUGGACAUUCUUUAUACCCCGAUCACGAAGCAAGGAAUGGGACACAUGGCGGGCCAGGACCCCAAAGACAAGGACCGUCUUCGAUUCGAAUUAUACGCCAUGCAUUCCAAGGGCGUAGCCUGCGUGCUGAUCAAGAAGAGUGAUCUUGGAGGGUCUGACAAUACCCUUGUGCUCGAUGCGGUGAAGGAGGGUCUUGUUACCGUCUCCGACUUUAAUAAACCCCAGGCAGUUGAUCCAAGUCACGGCGGAAACCAGCAGGCUAAGAACACUGCCCAUCGUGCCGUACCGAAGCAAUCGCCGAGCCAGCAGUCCACGUCAGCUGCACAGAGCGAUGCCGCUCAACGUGGAUCUGAUGCAGCCACUCCCGCAAAACCGAGUCAUGAGGCAAAAGAGGCCGAGACUCCUGCCCAGUCCUCUAAGGAAGGCCAGGCCGAAAAGCCGGAGCGCAAGUCUCGAAAGAAGAAGGGCAAUGCUGCCGCCAAGGAAGCAGAAGCUAAUGGAGCUACCAACCCACCUCGCGGGACACAAGCAGGCAGAGCCGAAUCCGCCGCAAAAUCGAACAGCACCGCUGCUGUUGCUUCUGGUGUGACUUUUGAAGUCCUUGACUCGACCAUGAACACCAUGCAAACACGCUUAACUGCCGCCGUAUCCGAUACUCUCAAGUCCUCUCUCAAGAAUCUCCAUGUUAAGAUCGAUGAAAGUGCUCGGCUCCGGGACGAGAAUUUCAAUCAACACCAACUUAAGCUGUUGGACAUGGUGUCCGAGGUGCUGAACGAAAACACGCAAAAGGUCUUGGAGUCCUUGAUUCAUCACCAGUUUACUGAGCUGCUGGUCCCUGCUAUUGGUGAAAAGGCCACCAUAGCCGUUUCUGACGUGCUCCAGCACAACCUUCAACCCAAUGUCGCGUCGGCCGUGCAGAAGGAGAUUCAAAGUGCCCUGCCUCAGGCUCUGAACAGGUCACUCCGGUCUGUGGAUUUUGUGACAGCCAUUGCCGACCGUGUUGGUACAGCUGUCAACUCGACCGUGCAGCAAGAGAUUGUUGCUACGCUCAGCCAACGCCUAACUCCCACGUUCCGAAACAUGGCCACCCAGUCGGCUCAGCAAGCCGCGGCCGAAGUUCAUCAGCAGUAUAACGACAAGUUUGAGCAGAUGCAGUCCCGACAUGCUGCCGACAGCAACAAGAUCGACCAGCUACUCUCGUAUGUCACCACCCUGACAGACAUGGUGUCCACAAUGGCUGCGUCCCAGUCCUCGCUUCAAGCCGAGUUUUUGAAGUUGAAACAGCAGCCCGUCCAUGAGCUGCCGGGGGCUUCCGGGCUCCAAAGUCAGGCCCGAGAUGGCGGCCCUGGAUUCCGGGGCUUUGGUCCUCAAGGUGGCUACCCCAACAAUGGCUUCAUGACGGGACCCAACCCGCAUUCCAGUUUCACCGGCUAUCAGACAAAUCAGCCUCCUACCUACCAGCAGCAGCAGCAGCAGCAACAGUACAUGGCCGGGCCUGACUAUUUGCGCAGUGGUCAACAUGUGGGAAGCCCUCGAGAUUCCACUUCCCAGACAGACGUGACUUCCGCAAGCAAGGUUGCCUCUGUAGGCGGCCCCUUUGCCAACCAUGGCAGCAAUGUUGACUCCGAGGCGGACAGGGAUGUCCAUGAUGUUGAAGUGCUGAUACAGGACGAAAAGCUGCAGGAAGCGUUGCUGAAAUGGAUCAAAGGCGGUCACCAAAGGGAAGUUUUCCAGCGCAGCCUCAGUUUGCAGUCACCCAGCCGAUUCGAGCAUCUCCCACCAGUGUUGCUCUUGGCUGCCAUUGGCGCCAUUUCGAAAGACCUGGAUGUCAAUAACUUGCUCAAACAGCGAAUUGAUUGGAUUGAGAUGGCUGUGCGGUCUAUUGACAGGAGAGCCGCGGAACGCGAUUGGAGGGAACUGGGACGCGAAGUGGUGAAGCAGGCGUACGACACCAUCUGUUGGUUCAUUGGAAAACUGAACACACUGAUGGAAAAGUACGAAACAGGCUAUGCUUUGGAGCGAAGAAGGCUGGAAUGGAUUGUGGGAUCCUCGGAACACAUUUUGCAGACGUUGGAUCGUUCGCAAAGCUAG
This is a messenger RNA of Metarhizium robertsii ARSEF 23, 4854 nucleotides long. RefSeq names its product WD40 repeat-like-containing domain protein. The transcript is spliced from 2 exons. NCBI's taxonomy places the organism in Eukaryota, Fungi, Ascomycota, Sordariomycetes, Hypocreales, Clavicipitaceae. Gene Ontology annotation, biological process: deadenylation-independent decapping of nuclear-transcribed mRNA. Gene Ontology annotation, molecular function: protein binding. Gene Ontology annotation, cellular component: P-body. The coding region runs from base 1 to 4854 and encodes 1617 amino acids. The record is from RefSeq and is a predicted model, not a curated record.